AUGUUUGUGGCCAGGAAAGUUGCAUCACCAUGUUUUAGCCGGAUUUUGAGCCGUGAUUAUCACAAACUUUGGAGGCCACUGAAGCAGUGUUGUCAAAUAACUAGAGCGCCGUCUUUUCGUGAUGGUUUGGAUAGAUUUAACGCAGGAACCGAGCGAUACACCCUAGGGUUUCGUCAUACAAUAUGCACUUCCUCAGCUGAUCAUCUUUCAUGGAAGGAGAGGUGGUGAAAAAUUUCUUUAUUUUCAGAAUUUUAACAGGGAACGUUUUAUUAAUACUCUCUAAUCAUUAGGCAAUUGUUGGCCGCAUUUUUCAAUUCUCCCCCUCAAAUCAUUUAUACCCACAAAUUCUCCCCCCCCCCCUCCCCGAACUACCCACCCAUGCAGUCAGUGGACAUUUUUUAUAAUAUAUUGUUGAAGAAACGUUUUUCAUGUGGACCUUUUAUAUUAUCAGGAUUGAUUCCCCAGAUAGUGAUCUAGUGUUAUUUCCAAGAGGGUACUCGAAGGCACAGAGUUCAAACAGCCACAGCUCCAGGUGAGUAUUAACAAUUAAUGAAUUCGGCUUUCGUAUCUUAUAAAGAAUUAUGGAGAUUGAGGAGGGUGUUACGGCCUCGACGGAUAACACCCUCCGAGAUCUCCAUAAUUCUUCAUAUGAUACGAAAGCUGAAUUCAAUCAUUGUUUUAUUAUUCAUUCAAGGAAUUAUUCCUGGUAUAAAAGCAUAGCUAAAACAAGCUUACCUGCAUCGAUGUUAAGUUUUUCUAUGAUAGUUUACGUUUAGGUUUGUCCAGCCCGGCAAAGAUUCUCCAAAUAGCAGAUGUCACCCUCCGAGUUGUCUUCUUGCUGUUUUUGCUAUGUUUUUGGCCAUUAUUUCUCCUAGUUCCAGCUGUAGUUCUUAGUCUUGAAACAAGUGAAGUGUCCGUCAUUUUAGUUUUUACAACGAAAACAAAGUCUCAAUCUCGUCCCCAGGUCUUCUCGGUUAACGGUGCAUUAACCUGUAGAAGGCUGCAUUUUUGACGUCAUUUCCUUGUUAAACACAAAAUUCUUCCAAAUUUGGUCAUCAGUAACUGGUUAUGGUGAAUUAUGCAUGUGCUUUUAGCCAAUCAGAAUUGGGGAAAUAUUUUGAAUGAAUAAUAAUUAAAGUUAUUGUUACUUUGAGCAGUCAAUGAAAAGGUCAAGGGCUAAUGUUCUCCCAGCAUUUAACUGAUCUUUUACAGUGGACAGUCAUCAGAAGGAGCUAGUGGAAGUGGAAAUGAUAAUGGAGAUGGUGGUGACAAGAAAGAUGAUGGAGCAGAGGUUGUGAUAGAGGACAAGGCGGGGGUUAAGGUAGAUCCAGCCCAAGGGGCGCUGGCACAGGUCAUGGUCCCAGAUGUGUUCCCUGAAGUGCCUGUGUUACCUGUUCACAGGAAUCCUGUCUUUCCAAGAUUUGUCAAGAUGAUGGAGGUUUGUAGAUGAUUUGGUAUGUUUAUUGAUCUAAUGAUUAAUUCCUAGACAAAUAGAUUUAGCUCAAAGGAGUCUGUUGUGAUCCUGGGUGCCCUGUGAAUGGGCUAGUAAUAAUGAGACCCUUACUCUGUUCUGACAAUUCAAGAGAUAUCGUGUGUUAGAGUGAACCAAACCGAGCAAACCAAUUGGUGCCAGAAGCAAAAUUGCCGAGGGACCAUAGAGGUGAGACUGGAUGUCAGCAUGCGAAGGUGAACAAUACAGCCGCUUCAGUUCUUGUUUGAUCUCACCUCACCAAUGCAGACCAAUGACAGCACAAGUAAGACACCCUGGAGCCUAUAUCCCCUACUUUUUUAAAGCAAUGUCACAGGGUCUUUUACAUUACCUUCCAGCUUAUGUGAAAGGAUGAAGGAGAUAAGGCCAACAGCUCAAUUAUGUCACCACCCGAUGAUGCUAUCAUCUGAACUGAAAAUGAGUUUAAAUUACAGCUAAUUUGAUCUCACCAGUUUUUUGAGACCUUGGUUGGUGUUUUUAACAGCCUGGCACUCAACAGACCUGCACUCUCCCAAUAUGUCUGAGGACUUUGUUAUCAAGGUUCCACUGUAUUAGCAAAAUCUAAUGUAAGGAAUUGGUCCUCACUAGAUAACAGACAAGGAUCUCAUGGAGCUGAUCCGAGUAAAGUCAAGGUUAGCUCAGCCAUAUGCUGGGGCUUUCCUGAAAAAAGAAGACAGGUUAGUGGACAAGAGUGAGACCAGCUCUAACAAGUCAGCAGUGCUGUAUUCAUAAAUUAUAAAAUUACGUAAAGGGCAUUUUUCAUUCAACAAAAAUUCCUUGUGAGAUUUCCAAAAUUCCAUGUGCCCAUGAAACGGCACAUUCCGGUUGCACAGACCUGACCUAAAGCACCAUGCAUUUGGUUAUUGUACUUUUAAACAAGAUACAGAAGAGCGAUACUGGGGACAACAAUUUGGUCAAAUGGAAAAGGACAUUAAUUUUACUGUAGGUCUGACCGACCAACCGGAUUUACUGGACCGGUCAAAGUGGGCCAUCUUCCAAGGAGGUCCCUAAUAUUCUGGUCAGACAGAACCAAAAGGGCCCGUUCCUUUUGAUUUGUAAACAAAAUGUCCACAGUGUUGGGCCGAAUUGAAAAUGCCCAAAAGCUCUGGUUUUUGGUAGCUUCUUGGCGGUCUCUCUACCAGACUGAAAGCUCAGUUGAAAAAUUCGUGGGGUAAAAAUAACCACUAGAUAACUGUGUUGAUUGCGUGUGUCUUAUGAUAAGUCACUUUGUUAUUGGUUGCAAUAUUUCAGCUGGAUGCUGUUCGUCUUCAUGAAGCAAUGUUAAUCUACUGAGUGAGACCAUUACAAACUGUAGUAACACAGUGGUUGCUUAUAGUUUGUUGUUAAUAGUCUCGGUCCAUAAAUUCACACCAUCACCUGAUGAAGUCCAUAGGAAGACAUAGACAUCGAUCACAAACAAAAAGAACAUGGCUAUUGUGACUUACAUCAUCCUUACCUGUGACAGUCGGUAGACUGUUGACUGACAGAUUUUCAGGCUUUUAUGAAGCAGAUAAACGCACACUCCACAUUUUCUAGAUUGCAUGUCAACCAAUUUCAUUUUUCUUUUGUAGUAAUGAAGCAGAAAUCAUCACCAGUCUGGAUGAUAUCUAUCAAGUGGGUUCUUUUGUUCAGAUCACCGAGCUGUAUGAUACUGGAGAUAAAAUCAGGAUGGUCAUUCUUGGUCACAGAAGGUUUACAUAACAUUGUUGGUUAUAGACAGUUUAGUAAUCAUUGUGUCAAUGUUCUCCAGAAACUCCGGCAGCCAGCAAAAAUCAUUUUGCAGUUGCCAUGAAAGCACCGGCUACUCAAACAAAUCAUUUUUUUGAGAGGGGAAAAUAAAUUGUAUGGUAAAAAAUAAAUCAAAUGUGUGAAAUAAAUGUGUCACUACCAUGGCUAAAAUUCUUUAACUGGUCGCUCAAAAUGCAAUGAAAUGGACUUUUCAGAGCUUAUUGUGUAACUUUUCACAGAGCAUGAGGUAUGGGGGCUAAACCCCCUGACAAACCUAACACCACCUUGAAGAUAAGCCGAGCGAAAGGCUUUUCGCUUCUUUUGAUUUUAUACUUUGUUGCUGCCUCCUUUAAUUUUCUCUGCCUCUGCUCUACAUUUUUGGAGAACCCUGAUUGUAUGUUUAUAUCUAGACUAUAUAUAUGAAUUAUUUUCAGGAUAAAAAUAACAGACACCAUUGAAUAUUCACCUCAUACUGAGGAGGAGAAGACAGAACCUGUUGCUGCAGUGGAUCUUCCUUUAGAUUCAUCUUCAGAAGACACCACAAAAGAGAAACCAAUACUUAUGGUUAGAGUGGAAAAUGUGCUGCAUGAACCAUUCAAGCUCACAGAUGAAGUCAAGGUAAUUUAUUGACAAAUGAGUUUUAAAAAAUGCUUUCCUUUUUUGAGCUUCUCAUAAUUUAUCAUUUGUUUAAGGCAUACCCAAGGUUGGCUACCCUGUGCACAGAGUCUCCUUUUGUCUUCUCGAGUGAGGAGGAAAAAGGGAGGCUCAAGGUGCUUGUUUUCAUAUGCGCAGCGAGUGGUAUUGAGCCGUCAGUUACACCGAGGUCUGGGUGGUCGCCUCUGACCUCCUAAAUCGCAUCAAACCUUUGAGGUCGUUCGCAGCUCAAACUUCUUGACUAGUCAAUCUUGUUUUCUCUUGUCAAAUUGUUUUUUUGAGUGCGAUCAUCCAUUAUUGAUAAACUAAUGGUCAUAAGUGAGUCUGCUGUAGCAAGUGCAUGGCUAUUAGGCCUGGGUUCAAAACUAUAUCCCAGCAACACGCUGCACAUGCUUAACAGAGAUCUCACUCAAUUCAUGCGGAGUCGUUCUUGAGAAUGCCGAAAUCAAGCAAGCAAAGGAAAAACCUAAUUCAUAUCCACUUUCAGCACACUAAUUUGGCUAGGCAAUUUGCAAAACUAGUGGAAACUCUCCUAAGCGGACAGCUCUACUUACAGUCACCUUUACAAAACCCUGUUUUACUCAACUCUCAUACAAAACUCUGUGGUCAACUCCAGUUAUGGACACCUUUUUUUGCGUCCCGAGGGUGUCUGCUUAUGAGCACUUUCACUGUAGUUUUGCCUCAUGACCGGCGCAAUUGGUUAACCUCGUACAGAUAUUACAGGCAUAACAUUUUUUGCAGUGUAUAGUCAGGCCUGACGGAAUUAUGCGCGGAUGCGGGGCCGCAUAAUUUGGCUUUUUGGGGGCAAUCCCGCAUAAUCUUGAAAAUCCCGCAUAAUACCGCAUAAUCUUGGAAAAUAUCGAAAAAAAUAUAAAUUAAGUGUCAUAUCUCCUUUUUAAGGACUUCCUACCUUGUUUUCAUUGUAAAACAAAUAAGAAAUGUGAGGUUUUUUUUCUAGAAUUCGCUUUCAGAAGUCCUCGGAUAGAACGAUAUUCACUUCAAAAAUUGAACAGGCCUUCUAUGUACGGCCGUUUGGGGCUUGUAACUAGUAAAGAUAUGACGAGCCAUUUUAUUGGUAGAAGAGAACCAAUCAUUUUUUUGCAUAGAAAUUCUUAUCGAUUGCGCGGGAAAAGCGAAUUCCUUUCUGCUUUCUGACCGCCAUGAAGAGCAUGGAAAACUGGUUUACUAAAUUGAAAGAGAGUGAGAAAAAAACAAAGAGCCACGAAGCAACAAAAAUAACAGCUAAAGAUCGAGUUAAGCAAUACUCAGCCGGAACCUUUCACGAGGAAAGGGGAUUACUGUUUUGCACCGUGUGCAAUGUUGUGCUUGAGCACUCUCGAAAAUCGGUUCUUGACAGGCACCUUGAAGCUGCUUCACACCAAAAACGUCUUAAUCUGCCCGGUACAAGUCGUGGAAAACAAAAGACUCUAAAAACUUCGUUCAAGUGCAGCAAUUCGGCACAAGAAGAGAGGAUCAAAGUCUGCCAUGAUUGGAUCAAGGUGUGCACGGCCACUAACAUCCCCUUGGCAAGUCUGACCACCCCGUGCUCCGAGAAUUUUUGAAAUCCCGAGUGGUUAAUGGCGGGCAAUCCCGAAGAGAACGCAGCUGCGUGAGUAUCUUUUUGAUGUGUAUGAGUGUGAAAAACAGGAACUUAAGGACAAAAUAAGUAAAAAAAAAUGUUGCAGUGAUGGUAGAUGAGCUCAGUGAUGAUGAUGGGCGGUAUGUGUUGGAUAUAAUGGUAACUUUGCUUGAUUUCGAUGAGCUAUCGCCAAGUGGCAAAAAUGUUGCGUACUUGAUAGACACGCAUUUUCUACGAGAAACGAACAACAAAACUGUUUCCCAAGCAGUUGUUAAGACACUGGUCGAAUAUGGCAUCGACUUUGACUGUGUCUUGAUCUUUAACUCCGACAACGCAAGCUACAUGAAAAAGGCGUUCAAUGAGACAUUGUCUGCUUUAUUUCCGUGUUGUUUUUAUAUAACCUGCCACAGCCACAUUAUCAACCUGGCAGCGGCUGAUUUCAAGAAACACUUUAAAACUGCAUCGGAAUUCAUCAAGUGUUUCAGGAACCUGUUCUAUAUUCAGUGGACGUAAAAAGUCGUUUCUUGAACUUUCUGAAACGCGCUGCAAGUCUUGAAGGAAAACCAGUCAUGCCGCCCAACCCAACAACGAAGAGCUGGUCUGCAUGGUUUGAAUCGGCCGAUUAUCACGCCAAGUAUUACUCCAUCUGUGGGGAGUUUGUUCGAUCAGAAAUCGAGCGCUGUGGACGAGAUGCAGCAAGUAACUUCGCUGUUGCGGCUUGAAGAAAUGUAUGACGACAGCUCAUUCAUGAAGAGUCUACAUGCGCAGCUUAUGAUAAUAUCAAGAAUGGGGCCACAGUUGAUGAUUCUGCUAGAUUAUUUCCAACAGCGAAUCCCACACGUGACACAAGUUUAAAAAACAAGAUGGAAAGCCUCCUCUGUUAUCUUCACAGUAGCUCAUUGAUGAACGAAGAAGACAUUGGGUUUUGUUUUGAAGGAGAUUGGAGGUAAACUAUAUGUCUAAAAUCUUUACCAAGCUGUAGAACUAACUGCAGCCAAUCAGAAUAUUGGCGAAAACAGUGAGUUCUGCGUCUGCUCGCACGGGGAAGCUAUUUUAUACAAUGUACAACAAUGAGCCAUUUUGACAAAGCGUAACCUUUUGCGCAAUAGUUUCCUAUGCAAAUAGUGAUAAGCGUGCUAGAUACUUUUGCUAGCAAAAUAGCGUUUUUUUUUUUCUGUCGCGAGGUAAAUAUUAUUGGGAUAACAUUUGUUGCUCUUGCUCAUGUAGCUGGGCCUAGAAGUAUUUAGCAGUCCAAUGCUGGUUUACGGUCUCAUUCCCUUUACACCUUGGAGCGCCUGUAGUGUAUGGUUACCCCCAAAGUGGGGAUAAAUUUAGAGAGCAAAUAUUGUUAAUAAACCCAACAAUAAAAAAGCGAAAUGUUCCUUAAACAAUGCGCAUUAUAUUUUAGGCUCAUUUUGGACUAAAAAGGCGCGAAUUUUUAAUGGGCAAGGGCGGGUAUAUUAUUUUUUUUUACUCUUGUCUUUCCACUAGGUUUGAAAGCGAAGACAAAGCGGACGUUUUGGAAAUUGUUCAGUCAGCAUUCUCAGAUGCGCACAAGAAGCUGAACAAAUAUGUGGUUGAGGGUGGACAGCCAGGCAGCGCCUUUCUAGAAGAUAUCAGGGUACUUGAUCCUAGAAAUCUCAUCAGGUGUGACAUGGGUCGCCUGUCAGAAAGCAGCAUCCCCGGGAUAGCAGACGUUCCAAAGAGCGAGAUUGAUCUGUACGUGAAUGUCCUUGGCCCAGCAGCCGUCAAAGGAAGCUUUAGUGGAGAUCUCGACCUUGCUUUUUUUGAAAACCAAUGCCGGCGCACUUCCAAAGCCACGAAAUUGCAUCGCGGUACUGCACUGCAACCCUUGGUUCGUAUGAUGUAGAGCGAUCCUUUUCCAUGUACAACAGCGUUCUCGAUGACAAGCGGAUGUCGAUGACCCCUGAAACCAUCAGGGCAUAUCACUUCCUGAACUGGAACUUACAGGCAAAGUCGGCAGCUAUCAAUGAAACAGCCCCAUCAGCGCCUGCUUCAAAGUGGACAGAUCCCAUGGAACUCCAUUCAAAAUCCACAGACCAAGGUAGAACAAUGUUUUCGUGUAAGUUCUAGUCUCAGGCAAAAGCGACAAGCUACUUAGAAAUUAACUUAUGCACUAAUCAGCGGCCAUUUCGCAUUUCUCUUGUAAUCGUUUUCUUUGGUUGUAUUUUAUUAACUCUUAUAGGUAUAAUUAUAGCAAAUAUAAUUUUUUUGUCUUUGAGAUCAUAUGCACCUUUUAACUUGGCAGAGCACACUUCUUUACCCCCAGGGAGGGACAUUAGUAGCGUUUUGUUAAAAAAUCUUGCCUUUGGGUAGGGGGAUUUGUAAACGUUGUUGUGCAAAUGCCGGGGUUCCCCGGGUCAUCCCCGGGAUGGCCGCUGAUAAGUGCAUUAUUCAUUUAAGACUGAUGAACAAAAUAUUAUAUCACAAUAAAUAAUUCAUCAUGGCAUUGAACAUUAAAAUGAUAAAAAAAAAAUAUGUGUAUAUGUUUUAUUGCUGCUCUUUAGGCAAUUUUGUUCUUUUCCUCAUCUUAUAGUUCCCAUGUCCACUGGUUCUGCUCCGAUGCACACGGGCUCUGUUCCGAUGUCGCGUCCGUGAGCUCUCUUCCGAUGUCCGCGGGCUCUGUUCAGGCGUCUCACGGCUUCUUCUCCGAUGUCUUCACCUCCUGUUCAGGCGUCCACGGGCUCUGUUCCGAUGUGUUCAAGCAGUGCGGGCACCAUGCCUGCGGGUCUGCUCUCAAAUCGCCCCCCCAUUUCCAGCUUUUUCCAUCCUACUUUGAAGCCAAUGCCUCUUGUUCCAACAACUAAAGUACCAGGUACAAAAGCUACCAAGCCAAGCGCUUCGUCCAAGCGGAAACUGAAAGCCGACAAAAAAGACCAGGGGAAACGUUUCCGCUCAAGCCUAUCCAAAGAUGGCACUCACGUUACGAAAUCAGCCAAAGCCCCAUCAAGCCAACAACGUAGCUCUUCAAUCCCAAUACAGAAUGUUAAAACACCGCCAACUCAGCCCCAAGUAAAGAAUGGUCUUGGCAAGAACACGCUAGAAAAGUUAGAGAAAACAGAAGUCUGUGUAUUUCCUGUUCACAAUAACGCAGUUCUCGAGGCCAUAGUUGAUGGUUCAGUUACAUUCAAAGGCAGUCAAUUUGUGUCAACUGCAGAUCUAGUUGGUCUUAAAGGUGGCCAUCCAAAGGAUGAAGCCAAUUACUUAAGUAAUUUCGUUAUCGACUCCUAUCUUAAGCUGGUUGCUGAAACAACUACACUUGAAGUUGAAACUCUUGAAUGGGAAACUUUUGAAAAAGGAGUUGCCAGCCGACCUGCCGCAGAUGUGGUGAAAGGCAAAGACCUAAUGAAGCAAGACUAUGUCCUUGUUCCCUGCAAUCCCGGGACUAGCAGGCACUGGUUUCUUCUUGUAGUAAUACCAAAGCAGAAGGAAAUAAUUGUUUUGGACAGUUUGUUACAAGGUUCUGGUGUGAAGCCAACCCAUGAAAGAGCAGUGUGUAAAAUGUGGAGCUUGCUGGAAGAACUGUCACCUUCACUGGGUAAAGAAAUUAAGCAAUGGAGCUUCUUCAGCGGUCAACAACACGAGGUACCCCAACAGCAGAACUCCUUCGAUUGCGGUGUGUACGUAUGCAUGUACGCCAGAUGCCUUGUAGGUCUGUCAGAAAGUGUAAUCAGCAGUGACAGUAUCCCCGCCUUUCGAAGUCAAAUGGUGCUAGAGCUUGACAUGAAGAAAUGUGUGGACAGGAUGCAGACACCCCAAGAAGGGGAGUAUUAUGCUGUAGAGUACCACAAGUUGUACUACAUUGGUCGAGUUCUCGAGGUCAACAGUAACACCAAGAUGAAGUUCCUGUACUCUGUCGGAGCGAGAUUAUUUAACUGGCCAAAGCGAGAUGAUAUCGACUACUGCUCUCCCUCCAGGCUUCUCCUUGGUCCUCUCGAGAUCCAAGGAUCUGGUCCGUUUCAGUUUCCUCAGUUGCAUGAUGUAGAAGCUAUUUAUCAGUGUUUUAAGAAAAAUAGAAAGAAGAAUUAACGAUACAUAAGCCCAAGGAACAUUUCCGUGUAUACAUGAAGCAUAUCAUUUCCAUUGUGAAAAUUAUCACUUGAACUGCUUAGCAUAGACGCAUAUCAUUUUAGAUCACGUCAGAUUUAAAGCCUGUUUUUGUCGCGUUUUUGGCUGCGCCCUAUGCUAGAAUAGAGCAAUUUUGAUUAAAUCAUGUCACUGUUUAGGGAAUUACAAGUUAAGUGGCGAUGCUUCUUUUGAUUCAAAUUGAAGUUACAAAAGUUUGCUCUUAGUUAACGUAAUGAGUGAACAAGUGGCAGAAACAUUUGUUGAAGUUCUGGCAUCACUUCUGUCACUUCAAUAAAACUCAUUUGGAUCGAUUCCAGGUCGCAUCCUUUUUGAAGACGUUAGGUAAUGACAUUGAAAUUACGUGGCCUUGACGUAUGCUACGAUGUAAAAAUGUCACUUUUCGUGUCAUGAACUCUGAAAAAUAAAUAAUAAUUAUUGUGGCGUUAGUAUACUACUUUUGCUUGGUUACCGCUUAAGCUCCUUACAACACUUGUCCACAUCUAAAAAAUCCCCCCCCCCCUCCCCCCCCUGUGUGGGGACCUUUUUGGAAGUGCUUCGGUUAAAAUUAACAAAUAAAGAAGCCUCACCCGUGCUCUGUUCUGUUAUAAAACACGCGGAGACACGAGGACGCAGGCGAGUGUUUCUCCCUACUUCUUGAGUGCUAUCGCCGCUUCCUCGUGCUUUAUAACAGAACAGAGCACGGUGAGGCUUUAUUUGUUUUAUGAUAAAGAAACUAUCAUUUCUUCAUAAUUUGGCCUUUAUUUUCAAAGCAAACAUGCGCGCAAUCUUAUUUACGAAAUGCGUGCUCUGGACUCUGAUAAAGCACGCUGUUUAAACCAAUGAGAACGCUUGUUACAUUGGAACUUUAUUAUAAAAGAUAUUGCGCAAUCCGCAUAAUUCCCGCAUAAUUUGCGAUUUUUACCGCAUAAUUUGGGAAAAAAUUCUGCAUAAUUUCUGAAAAAUCUGCGCAUAAUUCCGUCAGGCCUGUAUAGUAAGCAACUCCAUACAAAAUAUUGUAAUUUAUUAUUUCUGGAAUAUGUGUGUAAAGAAAAAUAAUAUCUUACAUUAAAUCCUCAGGCAUUAACAGCUGAAGUGAUCAAAACUAUUAGAGAUAUAAUUUCACUGAACCCUUUGUACAAAGAGUUUCUGGCUCAGCUCAUUGAAGGUGGGAAGAGAGUAGCAGACAACCCAGUUCAUUUAGCAGAUUUUGGUGAGUAAUAAGUUAGAUUUUCGGAAGUGAUUCUGUAAACUCCUGCUUGUAAGCCACCCUUGCUCAAGGGUUUGGAUAUUCGCUGAGAAAGAAAGAUUAAUGAUGUACGGUCCAGUCAUCCUUUCCAGGUAGGGCUCUAGUUCAAUUUUUAAAAAGCCAGCUAGGAUGUACACAGAACUAAUGCAAAGACUUUCCAGCUUUACUUGGUUGAAUUCUUCAUAGCUUGUGAUAAUUCAUUGUAUCAAUCAUUAUUUUUAUAGCGUUUUGUUAAAUAUUUUGCUUACAUGUUUAACUGGUACGGUGCAAUUUACUAACAUUUACAAUGUAUCUGACACAUUUUUUGAGUGUUUUUCUUGAUUUUGUUUUGACAUACAUGUAAACUAAAGGUGCUGCAUUGACCAGUGGUGAAACACAACAGCUUCAGGAAGUUUUUGAAGAAACCAAGAUUCCUGUGAGAUUACGCCUUACUCUUGAACUGCUGAAGAAAGAACUGGCCGUCUGUUUGUUGCAACAACAACUAGGCAAGGAGGUGAGGAUCAACUAAAAACAAAAGUGACCAGAUUCUUGUGCGACGAGUCAUUAACUGAUGUGGUGAUUUGCAGCCAAGGAAGAGGAACUUUUACAUUUUUUUUUAAUACUUAACAUGCAUGUAUGUACCAUGUACAAAACCUUCCUUGAAUUAUUACUUACUUCUUGGAAAAGGCUAAAGCCCUGUCCUGGUCUACCUUAAUUUCAUAGUUAAGAGAGAAUUUUUUUUUAAUAUUAAUUUUAUUGUAUUAUCUGUCCUUUGUAGGUAGAAGAAAAAGUCAACAAACAACAAAAGAAAUUCCUGCUUCAAGAACAGCUUAAGAUAAUCAAACGAGAACUUGGCUUAGAGAAGGAAGACAAGGAUGCUGUUGGAGAGAAAUUUCGUGAGAGAAUAAAAGAUUUGAAUGUACCUAGACAUGCUGAAGAAGUUAUUGAAGAAGAACUGACUAAAUUAGCCUAUCUUGAUGCACAUUCAUCAGAAUUUAAGUGAGUUCAAAUUACUUAGGACCUUUGCAUUACUUUUAUAUAUGUUGUUUAUGUCAAAAUCUCAUAAAUCUCGACGUAAGCCUGCAAAAAACUUUGAAUCUGACCAAUAAGCAUAUAAACCUUGAUUGGAAAUUAUUUUGUCUCUGAAACCAAAUAGAUUCACAGUAAUAUAGUAAAGUAAACUUUUACAACAGACUUUAGCUAAUUCUUGGUUGAAAUGUACAUGUGAACCUUCAAAAUCAAAAUACUUUGAAACAGAUUUCCAUCAGUAAAACCAUGCAGAUCUGAAACAGUGCCGCUACCUUAUGUGGAAAUAUGGUUUUCAAAACACAACUUCACAUUCAUGGAAAACAUUGUUAUCAGUGAAUGUGAAGUCUGACUGUCUGUCAUGUUUUUGGCAACAGUAUAGCUCAGUUUCAUUAUAAAGGGGCCCUCUUUUUAGGGGGGUUAUGCAUGUCCCUAGUCUGAAUUUCAAAACCUGUCGUUUUGCGUGUGGAGGAGGGAGACAUGUCGCUUUCAAUAUUUUACUAUUGUGUUUGCGCUUUUCUCUGUCGCAGUUUUAACCCAUCUUUGCCAUUUAUGUUGUUGCUGUUUCAAGGCCCAGAUGUUGCUUGCCAUAAUUUUACCCUAACAGAGCCUCUAUAAAGUGCUUAAGCGCUGUGUUUGCAUAAUCUAUUUCCAAGUGUUUUGAUUCUGAAGGCAGUGUAGCAGUGAAAUUAAUGGUAAGCUACUCUGGCACUCUCUCCUUUUAGUGUUACCAGAAAUUACCUAGACUGGUUAACCAGCAUUCCCUGGGGUAUUCACAGUAAAGAGAAUUUUGAUAUCAGUCAAGCUAGACAAGUGCUUGAUGAAGAUCAUUACGGUUUACAAGAUAUUAAAGACAGGAUACUGGUAAGAUCAGGCAAAUUAAUGUUACAUGCAUAUAUGUUCAAGUUGAAAUUGCAAGUGAAACACUUUAACACUUCUCCAUUUUUUAUGUACAUGUAUUGGCAGUUAGGGUUACAGUGUUAUGGUCCUUCUUAAAAAAAUUUUUUGUAUAAAAAAAUAAUGUCAAUUAAAAAUAGUUAACAAGUAAACUAAUUUCAGUUCUGCAGAGAUACAAAAUAACAGUCUGUCAGCAGAAAAUGUCUGACUAAACAUUGUCCCACAUCUGAGAACAAUCGUACCUAUGGUCGAAAAAAAUGAUCGGACGGAUCAAAUAAAUGAUAUAAAGGAUAUCAUUUUUAAUAGAUGAUUUGCUUUGCAUUUAAAGAAAAUUAAUUGAAAGUUGAAAGUCAGCAUAAUUUGUGCCAUAAUUAUGUGAAAUGGUGACCUAGUGGGACGUAUGCCCUGUCUGAAAAAAAAACUAUUUUCAGGCCUGGCCCUGUCAUUAAGUAAACUGAUGUUUUCAACUGUUUGAAUAGCUGUUUGUUUCAAUAACAUUUCAAAUACUUAUUGGCCCAAAGGCAUGGGCAAAUAAAAUGAAACAAAUGUAUUAUUCAUCCCUCAAUCUGAAUGUGAUUUCUUUUGUUUUAUACCAUACCCCAAGCUUCAGAGCCUAGAGAGAAUUUUAUAAUAAUUAUUGAAAUUGGUCCAUUCAUGUUUUAGGAGUUUAUUGCAGUGAGCCAGCUAAAUGCAACUGUUCAGGGUAAAAUCCUCUGCUUUACAGGCCCUCCAGGUUAGUAAUCUAUAUCCAUCUGUCAAUAGUGACCCAACAAGGGAUGCUAACAGUGGUGUACCCCUGGGGGGGGGGAGGGGUCAAGGGCUUCUGGAACCUUCCCCCACCCCCAUCCUGUCUUUUCACUUGGUUUAAAUCAGCCAUAGUUGAGCUUUUGAUAUGUCAGUGGUUUCAGCAGUGGUUUGUUUGCCAACAAUGGGUACAUGAGCCUACAUUUGGAAUGAGUAUUCAGUCCUAAGGUGGUGUCUAAGUAAUGAGUUUGUCAUGUUUUGUUUAACAUCACAAGCGAUAUUUGCACUAUGGCAUCAUUUUACUGGUUUGAGUGCCGAUUUACACAUUUGGAACCUACCUCCCUUGCAAAAAAGCUUGGUAUAUACAUGUGGUUAGCUUUUUUGUUGGUACAAUGUGGCAGUAGAAGACUAUACAUGUGUCAGACCACUCUAAGCUAUUUCUCUCUAUGGCUUUUAGGAGUAGGAAAAACAAGUAUUGCCAGGUCUAUAGCAAGAGCCCUAAACAGACAGGUAUAUAUAAAGAAUUUAUUUUACUUCUGCCCUGUAAACGUAUUAGGUAAACGUAUUUUUACACAACCCCACAAGCUUUGAGCUUUAAACCAUAUUUUGUUUAAAUAAAGGAUAUGUAUGUAUGUAUGUAGGUAGAUAAUAUUGUGCUGUUUAUAGUUAUGUGUUUCAGUCUUAGUGCAUCCAGUUGAUAUUGUAUGGCAACAAUGAAUUAUCCUAGAAUAGCUUUAAUGUUGAAAAUAUGCUUAUCAAUAAUACAUAGUUAUGUGGGUACAAUGAUAUGAUUGGGCCAUUUAUACGAGGAAAAAUAAGACCCGUCUUACAUAAGACGCAAACUUUCCAUGUAAACGGCACAUUACGUCUAAAAUAAGACGUGACUUAGCUAAGACGUGUCUUAUUUUAGAACAGCCUUAACACCUGUUCUUAGAUAAGACAUGUCUUAGCUAAAUUUCCGAAAAAAUGUGCUGUUUAUACGGGAUAGUUUGCGUCUUCAUCUUAUGUAAGAUGCGUCUUUGUUAUUUUCUCUCGUGUAAAUGGCCUUAAUGUCUGUCUUCCAUUUUAAAAAGUAUUUUAGGUUCAGUGUUGGUGGUAUGACAGAUGUAGCUGAGAUCAAGGGACACAGGUUUGUUUGGAAUACAUUCUUUACUUUUUGAUCCAUUCAGUUUUUUCUAGUUGUAGGUAUGUCAAAGUACUAAAUGAGCCUUGGACUCAAGAUAUUGUCUAUGGCUAUUGAAAAUUUGUGUUGAAACAAACAAACAUUUUACUUACUUUUCGUCUUUUUGUACUCACUUAUUUCUUUAGGAGGACCUACAUUGGAGCAAUGCCUGGUAAAAUAAUCCAAUGUCUAAAAAAGACCAGAACGGAAAAUCCUCUGAUACUUAUUGAUGAGGUAAGGCCUCAAAGCAUUCAAAAAUGAGAUGUUAUAUCACCGCUUGAGAUGUGUUUUUGUCUUUCCUGAGAGAUAGUGAGAUGUUCCAGGUGAAUUCGUAUUAAAGGGGCUAAUGUCAUGAGGAUGUGGCUCACAGUGCAUUUUUAGGUCAAUUCUGUGUUGAAGCCAUUGCUCAGUACCUUUCACAAAAUGCUUGACCUGUAGAGUUACGAAGAAGAUUUCAAACAAACUUCAUCAGAGAGUACUCACCAUGAUAAUUUUCUACUGAUUUUUGCAGGCAGAGAAUUAAAACUUGAAAAAGUUGGCCCAACUUUUCAGGUUUCAGUCCAUGUGACGUGUAGCCCCUAGUUGUUUAUUAUAUAGACACGAGUGUUUUACUGGAAAAUAUACCACUCGUAAAAUUCAGAAAAACUACAUCCGGGACCUGAGUGGUUUAUUUUCCAUAAUCUCACUCGUGAGUUUAUCGAUGAUGUAAUUUCGGUCAUUUCCCUCUAUUAUUUUAUUGAUGCCUUUUUGUCUAUAUAAUAAAAAGAACAUUACAUGGCGGCUUGAAGAUAUGAAUUUUAUUUUUUCAUGGCAAAAAAAUAUUUUUCUCACUCACUGCGCUCGUUCGCAAAAUAUUGUUUUGCCACUUGAUAUAAAAUUCAUAUCUUUGCGUGAUCGUGUAAUGUCCUCUAUUUAUUGUAUCUUUUAGGUUGAUAAAAUAGGGCGUGGUGUUCAAGGAGAUCCUGCUUCAGCUCUGCUGGAACUUCUUGAUCCUGAGCAGAAUUCAGGCUUCUUGGAUCAUUAUUUAGAUGUACCUGUGGAUCUCUCUAAGGUAAUGAACAAGGAAUGAAAGGAUAAUAUUUUCUUUAUCAUUUUGUAUGCCUCAGAGAAAAAUGUCUCCAUUCUCGAUUUCGUCCUCAUAACAAAAUUAUGAAGUGGCCGCAAUUAAUAAAUGGUGGAUCAAUCGGCCAUUUGCACGAUGACGUCUUUUUACUGCUAUGACCUUGAAUUCAUUUUGUUUUUUUCUUUUCAUAUUUACAUUUGGUAGUCCCAGUGAGGUUUAAUUAACAAAAGCCCGACUUUACACAAGAAAGCAAUACCCCGAAGGAUUUUGUUGGUAUAGUAGUAAAAUGGCCUAUUUUCAAGAUAUUUUGAAUUGGGGAAAGUACUACUCCGUUACCCUCCUCUCGGUGUUAAACCUUAUUUUCUUAAGUAACGUGAACGCUGCCAAUGUAUUUUCCUCACAGGUGUUGUUUAUAUGCACAGCCAAUGUUACAGACACCAUUCCUGGCGCCUUGAAGGACAGAAUGGAAAUAAUAAAUGUAUCAGGGUACGUGGAAGACGAGAAGAAGGCCAUUGCCAAGGUCAGUCAGUGUUCUUUAGCUUUUGGUAGCCUCCUAUGCAUAAAUCAGAGGUACAGUGUAAUGACCGAACAAAAUUUGCCUAGAGUUCAGAAUAUUGUGUGAGAUCCAAUACUUUACACCAGUUGGUUUAAGGAGAUCAUUACAAAAUGGCAUCUCUUUUUGGGAACAAAACGUUAGUACAGAGGUAUGUUAUCCACCAAAAUUUCGGGACUCCUUCCAAAGGCCUUUCAAACCGGAUAUAAACUGCUUGUCUAAAUAUCCUAUAUGGUUUCUGCCAUCUUGGAAUACAGUUUGAAUAGCAGCCUAGGGAGGUAUCUCGACAUCCAAGAGCUCGACCGAAAGUUUGGCAGGAGAUUGAAUACUUGAGACUUCCUGAAAACAAGGAUGUUGUUCUAGGUUUCUCUUUUUUCCGCAACUCUCUUUAUUGACUUGAUAAUUAUCUCAUGCCCUUUUCCAUCUCUGAUAUUGUUUAAGUUAUAUCCCAUAACUUUUUUCAUCAAGUACAUGUAGGGAACGUGACUGCGAGCUGUAAAUAAGGGACUAUCAUAAACUUCCGCUUUUAAAUCCCCCUGGUAAUAGGCCCAUCAACUUGCAAACAAAAAAAUACAUUCGAUUAUUAGUCCCCCGCCUGCCCCGGACAUAGGCCUCCUCUGGUUUUUCUUAUUUUGAGAGACAUGAAAUCGAUUCAUUAUUAUAAUUUGAACCUAAAUUAAAAACUAGUAAAUACAAAACAUAUUUUUAUCAGCACUGUUAUAACUUGUUUCGAGGGGCUUUUCGUUUUUCGGUUAAAAGCCCCCUCGGAUAUAAGCCCCUCACCUAAAUAAAACCUCUUACGAAGACGUAUGAGGUUAGGGCUUAUAAACGACAGUUAGUGGUAUCCCAGGGAAUGGGUUCCUUGUCAUCCACAUACAGUUGGGCUUAAAGGUACUACUCGGUCCUCCUUUACAUGGGUUGGCAUCCAGAAGAGAAAGUCUGAGUCAAGCUUGUUUUUUAUCUGUUUUAGUGCCCCCAUAAACAUACGCGAAAUGACUAUGCUCUCUCACUUUUGUUAGACUUAUCUUAUUCCACAAGCAAGAAAGAGUGCGGGGAUAACAGAGGAGCAAGUGAUCAUACAAGAUCCUUCACUCGCACUACUCAUCAAAUCAUAUUGCCGGGAAAAUGGAGUCCGAAAUCUACAAAAACAUAUAGAAAAGGUAAUAUACAAAAACCUAGACUACGAAAAGAAUGCGGAAACGUGAAGGGGAUGGCAAGUACUCCAUUUCCUUUUCUUUUUCGCACUUUUCUGCCCCUCCUCCCCCCCCCCCCCCCCCCCCCCGCUGAGUGGGACAGUUUAUGCUAUCAUAUAUGAAGACAAAGUAGAUAAUACUAAUCCGUGAACUUAACAGUUAACUCCCCAAGAAGGGGUGGACUCGUGAAGGAACUUUCGUUUUGUUUUUUUGCUAACAAGUUUUCAAAUUUUUGACCCAAGAAGGGGUGGACUGUAGUGGGACAGUUUAUGCUGUCAUAUAUGAAGUAGAUAAUACUAAAAACCGCUCCGAGGAAUAACACAUGCGUAGCUUCUGUACCAGAAUAGAUUUACUGUCUUGUAGUGAUUAAAGUGUUGUGUUCUCAGUUCUACUCGUAUCAAAUCCUUCUACACUGUGGCGUUUUUGUGCCAGCCGUGCAGGCUAGAAAUCAGACAAGUGUGAACUCUCUUCCAAACUUCAUUUCAUGUUUGCGUUCAUAGAUAUUCCGUAAAGCUGCCCUUAAAAUAGUGCAGGGUGUAGAAGGAGCGGUAGAAGUUACAACAGAUAACCUUCAGGAAUAUGUUGGCAAACCAUUAUUUAACACGGACAAGAUAUAUGAUCAAACCCCGCCCGGGGUCGUGAUGGGACUUGCCUGGACUUCACUAGGUAGGUGACCACUCCACUCUGCCUCUUUUAACCACGCUACAUGUAGCUUUUGCUUAUCUUUAAGUUGCACAAAUGGUUUAAUUAUAACUACUAGCAGCACAAUUGCAUGUUUUGUUGAUAUCAGUGAAUCAAAAAUAAUUGAAACGAAUGAGACAACUUUUGAAUGCGUCCUCGACAGACGGACUGACUGAUAAUAAUAUAUAGCAUGUAUGAUCAUCAUCACUUUUACUGGUGAACCUUUUAGAAGUGGGCUAUAAUCUCAAGAUUGAUAGUGUUUACUGACAAGUUCGAUAAAGGCUAUUAUCGAUGUGAAAAUGCUAGUGAGAUCGUUCUACCUUGACUUACUGACUUACUGACAGACCGAGUGUCUAACUGACUGAGUGAGUGGCUGACUGACAAGUCGGCUGACUGGUAUCUGUUUGUCUGACCCUGGGGGUUGUGGGGGGGGGGGGUACUCCCUAUAAUGGCCUAAACGGGGAGGCUCCGCCCGAGCGGGGAACCUUUUUUAGGCUUUAGGCAUAUGAAAUGAUAGGGAUUUUAAUGAUCUAAGUACAUUAAAGGGUAGGGAAAUCUGCCAUUUUCUCCGAAUGUAAAAAGGCUCAAAGGGGCUGCAUUUUAUGGUUGUAAAAAGUCAAGAAAACAAUCUAGUUUUGUGAUUUAUUCAUAAUUUAAAGGCUGCAUUUUUAGCGGUUAAAAGGGUUGCAAAGGUCUGAGCUAGGUCUGUGAAAGGGGUACCAUUUGUUAAUAGAAGGUAUACUAAAGGGGCACCUUUUCUGUCUACAAUGAUAUGUAAAAGGGUAAGGGGUUGGACCUCGGGGCAAAGCCUGCCAGUAGAAAACUUUUUCGAGUACUGCCUCUUGGGUUUCUGCCUGACUGACCGAGUGGCUGCCCUGGCCCCAGUCGUCCGAAACAUGGAUAACGCUAUCCACAGGAUAAAUCACUAUCCAGUGGAUAGUGCAAUUGGUUUCCGUAAUGUUUAUCCGCUGGAUAGUGAUUUAUUCGGUGGAUAGCGCUAUCCAACGUUUGAACAACCGCGACUUGACCCAGUGCCUGGCUGGCUGGUUGACUGAAUGACGAACCGAUAUAGACUACAAAACAGUCCGUAUUUUUGCGUAUUCAAGUACGCGCGAGCAGUCGAACAAAAGGUCCGGAACGAGGCUGAAAACAGAGAGUGAGACUGGGGCGUGUGAGGCUCGCGCGCGAAGACUCUUACGCCACGCUUUACCGAUUUCUUUACUGAUUUUGAGAAAAAAACCGACUGUUUUGCAGUCUAGAACUGAUAUGGCUGGCCUACUAAGUUACUGUCUUCAGCUAGCUCACUCACGGACUGAUGAUCAUUGGAGUGACCUUCUCAUCACACAUUCUCUAUAGCCAAAUCCUCAAGUCACUUUUUCCUUUUGUAAAUAAUCAACUUGUUUUUCCUGUAUCUACAGGUGGCUCCACCCUUUAUAUCGAAACAACACUUAAAGAAGCUUUGUCAAGUGAUGAGAAAGAUGCUAGGCCGUCUCUGGAUGUAACAGGCCAGCUAGGGGAUGUGAUGAAGGAGAGCUCAAGUAUAGCUUAUACAUUCGCUAAGGUUCGAAUUUCUAUAUACAGGUAUUAGAAACGCGUAGCCUGCGAAAACAUCCGUUUCUCCUCACUCUUCGUCGCUGAGGACGUUUCGCGCGAAACGUCCUCAGCGACGAAGAGCGAGGAGAAACGGAUGUUUUCGCAGGCUAAGAAACGCGCAGUGUACCGACAAUUUUCAUUGAGGUAUACUGUCUGCUCGUUCAAAAUAGGCCCGGAACCAAACUUGAGAAUGUUGCUAAUUUCAAUGUGCUCACUCUGACUACCGUAAAUGGGUCUCGUAAUAAACGGACUCGUACCCAGCCCCUCUCGGUUUGAAACUAGACAAUGAGUUUUCAUCAACAUUGUGUCUCGCAACUAAGAUAAUCUCGGCAAUCUUUUUUGUCCAAAGAAGCAGUCGAAUUUCUUUUCGUCAAUAAUUUAACUCAAUUGUGAAAACCGGAGAAUAUGGUAAAAAAAGUAUCGAUAUUGUGUCUGUAGGUGGAAUCGUAAAGGGUGGCCACUCAAUUGAGAAUUUGACGGUUUAAUUUUCUUCAGGGCUUUUUGAGCAGAGAAGACCCUAACAACGACUUCUUUAAGCGUGCAUCUAUUCAUCUUCAUGUUCCAGAGGUGAGGAAAACAAUGCUGUACCAACUCUUCUUGUACUUUAAUGUUGUUUUACAAAUUCCACGCGUUUUUUGCUUGACUUUUUACUGUAACCUGUUUACCGCAGCCAGUUGCAAGAUGCCCAGAAAGCAAAAGGACCAACUAAUACUCACACGUCUGAUUGGUUGGGAAAGCGGCGCAAGUUUUUAAUAGCCAAUCACAAAGCGCGGCAACGCAAAUCACGCAGUAUGCCAUUUGCGAAUUGCCCUAAGCCUUUGUUGCAAAACGAAGCUAAGUGCGCAGUUUUCUACAAAAAUGAUUCUUUAAGAAAAUUGAAUUCUUUGGAUACUGAUAUGAAAGGUUUUCCAUCAGGCCUUGCUUUGAACGUGGGGAGUGUUUAGAACUCAGGAAUUUAUUAUUUCAUUCGACUCUCUUUAUUUAUUGUUUGCUGGUAGGGAGCUACCCCAAAAGACGGGCCUUCAGCUGGCUGCACCAUCAUCACAGCGCUCCUGUCGCUGGCGACAAACAAACCUGUCAGACAGAAUGUAGCCAUGACAGGAGAAGUCUCGCUCACUGGAAAGGUACUUUGUUCUUUCGUAAUUAUAAUAUCACUUCUCAGCAGAGCCUUUCUUUUGCCUCCUGGAUUUUAGCGUACUUUGCAUGAAUCGAGUAAGAUCUUUGUUGAGCAUACGUGGCAUGUUGCCAGGAUACAUUUUCGAACCCCAUGCAGACCUAUAGCCGUGUGCUUGCUACAACAGGCUUGGUUAUGAUAAUCGAUUUAUCAAUAGGCGAAUGCUCGCACUCGGAAAAACCAGUUUGACGAGAGAAAACAAGACUAGUCCGGAAGUUCGGGCUGUGGCGACCUCCAAGGCAGCUUGACGCGAUUCAGACAGAACCUCCUUUUCUGCUCCUCACUCAAGAUCAAGAAGACAAAAGGAGGCUCAUCUCACCGGGUUUUGUAAUAUAUAGCUGAUAUUUUACCUUCCACCAGGGCAAAUUGUAAUUAAUUCUGAACUAAGGUUCGCUUGCUGUCAAUCACGUACAGUGGAACCCGGUUAAUUUAUGGACGCGAAAGCAACAUGUCAUAGCCGGGUGUCCGUAUUAAGCGGGCUGUCCGAAAAAACGUCAAUUUGUGUAUCAAUUCGAAGACGAAAGCAGACAUUUUUCCGAGAAAACGUUGUUUAAUUUCUAAACUGUGACUGUAACAAGUUCAGCGUAAAGAAACCUCGCGAUUUUUUAUUAUAAGUAUAUUGUAGCUUAUUGUUCUUUAAACACGACAAUGGAAUCUGCGACUGUACUUGGUGCUGACGGUUCUAGUUUGCGACUCUUGUCAACUAGGCGGACUGGAUAUUAGACAGAAUCUUUGAACGGUCACUGGCCGUUUCUGUUAGGUUUUCACGAGCAAGUUAUUCGAUGAUAGACAGUGUUCAGAUAAACAGUAUCCGUAAUGCUGGGUUGACGAUGCCGGGGAGUUUGUAACUCGGGAAAUUGGAAAAAGCCCGUUGUCCGUAUUAAGCGGGUUAAUUUUAGAGAAUAUAUAUGAGCUUUUUGUUGGAACAAACGAAGCUGUCCGUUAUAUACGGGUGUCCGAAAAGCGGAGUUCCACUGUACUCUAAACGAGGUUGCUAUCAUUAACCACGGCUGAGAACCAAGGGCGGGAUUAAUGAAUGCACGUGGCUGUCUUCUAUCCGUAGGUACUUCCCGUUGGAGGGAUAAAAGAAAAGACAAUUGCGGUGAGUGUUACUAUAAAUUGGGUCAAUUUUACAGGAGACGUGUGGCCUGUCACUAUCCGAAUCUGAUGGAACUGUUCCCAAAAACUGUGUGAUGUUCAAGUGAAACAAUGUUUCUAGAGCUAGAGGAGUAUGGUUUACUAUGAAAGUUUAACCUGAGGUAGCCUCCUGAGUUUCCUUGAAGAAAUGAGCCUAGAACAGGCAUUUUCUCUUGUUUUGGUUGCCGAGUGAAGCCUAUAAAAACUAGGGGUCUCGUUCUGCGGCGUUCUCAGCGAGAUAACUGCUCGCGGUGGAGUCCAGGCUUAAAACAAGCGCUCAUGGCCCAAAUUAACGCUACUCAAAAAUCAGUUUUCUUGAAAGAAGGGAACACUCACAGUUACCAUUAAUUUUUUUCCCUGAGCACUUCUUUGAGCUGGGUGUAAUUUGUUUUCCAUGUGAUUAUAACUACCAUUCCAUUUUUUACUGUUUGUUGUAGGCUCGCCGAGCAGAUGUAAGCUGUGUUAUUCUCCCUGAGGGAAAUCGAAAAGACUUUGCCGACGUGCCGGAGUUUGUAAAAGAAGGACUUGACGUUCAUUUUGUGUCCCAUUACGAUGAGGCUUACAAAAUUGCCUUUGAUUCUUGACAUCGGGGUAGUUUCUUUGCGAAUGGGAUAGAUAUUUCAUAGCGUGGGAUAGAAGUAAAAAGACCUCCUAUACAACUGUUUUUGUAUUUAUAGGUAUCGGUAUCUGCAACAAGCUAGAAUGGAUGUAUUGAUAUCAGAUAGCCUCGCAAUGGCCGGCCAUUCUUAUAGAGCUUCGAGGUUUCUUUGGAUGGCUUUCCUCAACGUUUGUAACAAGGAUUUAGCCUACGCGAGCAAGAUUGCAAAUGGGUGGAGGGGUAGGGACCGGGUUUGGAAAAACACCCUCCCCCCCCCCUUGCAACCCCAGCCCCCGGAGCUGUGGGAGAUUAAAGCCUGUAUAAAUUUCUUUACUGUUCGGACAGACGUUUUCACCGCUUUCUCCUGCUCUUCGUCGGAAGGCCUAUAAUUCAGUGGCUGGUUUUCUGUACUCGUGAUUCAAAGCUGUUGGAUGAAAACUACAAUCAUACGACCGUGAAGUUUUCAGAGAAACGGAAUAGUCACAGCUAAUUAAUUAGAUUAUACACCGUAAUAAUAGAAUUUUUUUCCCCUCAGGUAAAUGGCGUAUUCGUUUGUUGUUCGUGCCUGUGCCACUCGUAUUAGAACGUAGGCUCGUUUAACGUGCAUGAGCUAUUUUGAAUGCUUCAGUGUAACCGUACCAGGAAUCUACCUUUUUCUCCCUAAAUUUAGACUUUUUUGGUGCGAAAUUGGGUGCUGCUGCACACGAACAUGGUGAAAGUAAUAACUUUGCGCUCUACCAUCUGAACACCUGGAACAGGUUAAGCGGUAGAUAAAGCGAAAUGUUACUCACAGCUGAGUCGAUCCUCACCCUAGAAUCACAUUUCUUGAGACUAUUCUUGAAGUUGUCUUCGAAGAUUCCAGUGACUUUUGAAAAUAAACCUCUGAUACUUAGAGCAAUCUAGAAAUUCCUUGGAUUGAAAUCCCCCACUAGCAUCCAUAACCGCAUGGAUAGUGACAUUUAGAGUUAAAUAACAAC
Messenger RNA from Porites lobata, 23562 nucleotides. The record is from the annotation of a GenBank genome assembly. Lineage: Eukaryota; Metazoa; Cnidaria; Anthozoa; Scleractinia; Poritidae.